Mercenaria mercenaria is the source of this 8158-nucleotide messenger RNA. Its product is annotated as ras-related protein Rap-1b. Lineage: Eukaryota; Metazoa; Mollusca; Bivalvia; Venerida; Veneridae. Gene Ontology annotation, molecular function: GTP binding; GDP binding; GTPase activity. Gene Ontology annotation, cellular component: plasma membrane. Gene Ontology annotation, biological process: Rap protein signal transduction; negative regulation of synaptic vesicle exocytosis; cellular response to cAMP. The transcript is spliced from 8 exons. The record is from RefSeq and is a predicted model, not a curated record. The coding region runs from base 180 to 746 and encodes 188 amino acids.
GGAGUAUUCCGAUUGUAGCAGGUGCGCUCGUACAAUUUUCCAAAUUUAGUAACACUUAAUUGGAAGUGACGUCACUAGAAGCCAUAUUACACAAAUUGAACCGACUGACUGGGAAGUGAGUGAUAAAUUUGACAGGUCUGAGUUUGAAAGGUCUAUCAGGCUCUUUAGCCAUCUAGAAAAUGAGAGAGUACAAAUUAGUCGUUCUAGGCAGUGGUGGUGUUGGCAAGUCAGCAUUGACGGUACAGUUUGUUCAGGGUAUAUUUGUAGAGAAAUAUGAUCCAACAAUUGAAGACAGCUACAGAAAGCAAGUGGAGGUAGAUGGGCAGCAGUGUAUGUUAGAAAUCCUCGACACAGCUGGAACGGAACAAUUCACUGCCAUGAGAGAUCUAUAUAUGAAGAAUGGUCAAGGAUUUUUGUUGGUGUAUUCAAUAACAGCUCAGUCAACUUUCAACGAUUUGCAAGAUUUACGGGAACAGAUUCUACGUGUCAAAGAUACUGAUGAGGUGCCAAUGAUUUUAGUUGGGAACAAAUGUGAUUUGGAAGAUGAAAGAGUUGUAGGCAAGGACCAGGGUGCAAAUCUAGCAAGAAGCUUUAACAGCGACAUGUGUGGUUUCUUAGAAACAUCUGCUAAAGCCAAAAUUAAUGUGAAUGAGAUAUUUUUCGAUUUGGUGCGAAUGAUCAAUAAAAAGAAUCCAGAGACAAACAAGAAGAGUAAAAAGAAGAAGGGAGGCUGUGUAUUGGUAUGAGGAUAUAGUCAGAGCUUUUGUUAUACUCUAUGUUAUCUAGUAUAUACUUGGUCUCCAAUAUACAGACUCCAGCUUCAGGCCUUCCUUGACUACAGUGUUCAUUUAGCCGUAGACAUUGGACUGGAUAUUUACAAUAAUCAGUAAUGGUGCAUGUUUGACGGUAUAUUAACAACAAACAGCAAUAGUGUAUUAUAGAGAAUUCUCAACAGCCACUGAUGUUACAGAAAAAUUACACAGUUAUUGGUGAUUAAAGUCAAUUGAUCUUCGAAAAAAGUUACGAGUAUUCUGGAAUAGAAUGAGAAUAAUGGCGGCAACAUUUCGUCAGUCACUUUUCUUAACAAAUCAAAGUGUUUGUUGCCUUCAGAAGGUUCCUUAGAUUUGCUAUGCAUUGUCUAUUGUACUUUCUUUACCUGAGGCUAAAUAUAUGUAGAUUUAUUUAUUUUACUUUUCUAGCUCUGAAGUUAUAAAUAAGAUAAAAAUUGAAUUUGUUUAUAAAAUUAUUCAAAAAUGGUAUAUUCAAAAGCUAGAAUGAAACACAUUGUCCUGAGAAUAAGACGGAUUCUGUUUACAACAGGUCUUUAGCACAGUUUUGUCUGUAUUUGAACUUUCAAGUUAGAUUAAAAUUUACCAAACACAGUGUGAAAGAACUGUUUCUUAGUUACGUGUACAUAUGUUACAAACGAUUGUAACUUGCUCUGUAGAGUUUUAACAUUUAUAUGAUAUAAAACCAUUAUGCAGUUUAAAUGAAUAGUUUUAGUCAUGAAUGAAAAAUGUCAUCAAACUGAUGAGCAAUAUUUCAAUAACUUAGGGAAACUUCAUGUCGUCGAAUGUGUAUCUCAUGUGAAGAAGAAAGCUCAUACAGAAUACAAUUUUGCUCUGGUCAGCCUCUAGCUUGACCUUUCUGCCCUUGAUUAAAGUACUAAUUUGUGGCCAUUGCUUUUUUCAGAUGGAGUCUAGUAAGAAAAAAGUUUCACUUUAAGACUUUUUUCACAAUAGUUGUUAAAGGCAUAGAUAGAUAUUGCGUGGAAUUGGGUAGAAAAAUAGAAUUGUUUCCCUUGAUUAAUUUAUAUUGUUCAUUAUAAAUAAGAAAAAAUGGACAGGCUUUAUAUUAAGACUUUUUUGCAGUGUAUUUAGGUGUAACAGUACUAGAAAGACUACUAUUACUAAAAAGAUAUUUUUUACUAUUUUUUAGCAAACCUUGUGAUUUUGUACGCUUUUCAGAGAAUGAUUUCUGAAACAUCAGCUUAGGUUUGGCAAUGGUUUUAUUUUUGCUGUCAUAUGAGAAUUUUUUGAACAGGCAUGGAUUUUUAAAAGCAGUAUUUAUAAAAUAUAAUUAACAUUAAGGUGUAUUAUCCUGGGAAUAAGCCCAAGGCAGUGAAUGUCAAACUGCGAAGUAAAUGCAAUAUGAAAUAGCACAAUGGAAGGCUUUGCUUGUAGAAAAGUUUAGUUAAAAAUUGUUAAAAGGAUCUUUCAUCCAUCUUGGAAAUUGCUCCCAACAUGAGUUUGAGUUUGAUUAAGGGAAACAAUAAUAAUUUUAAUCCAUUUUGAAGGUUGCUGUUAAUAUACGAUUAUAAUUAUUUUAUAGGCACAGAUAAUCUGUUUGCAUUCAUUCAUAUGCAUGUUUUGUCAAUAAAGGUUUUAUAUAUAUUAUAUUGUCUUUUUCAUGUCAUAGAUGUUGCUUUUUAAGCCUUGAGAUUGUAAAAAUAUGUUCACAUCAAAAAAGACCAUAUUGCAUAAAUGUUUCCUUUUUUCUUUUAUUUGAGAGUCUUGUGUUAAAAAUAUUAACGAAGAAAUAUUUAUGAUCAUUUAAUUCCUAUAAAGAAAUGAAACAUUCACCUAAAAGUAAACAUUCAUUUAACUGACAAAUCAGUUUUUUUCACAAACUUUUAAGAUAAAUGUUAAAAGUUCGUGGAUUUUAUGAAUUAUGCGUUAUGAAACAGAGUUAAGAAACAUUUCGCCAUGUGGUCUUUCUUAAUGUGUAAACACAUGAACAUAAACCUGGUUGAUCUGAGUAUUUUCUACAUUUUCUUUUCAUUUAUUAUGAAAUCAUUAACAUUUGUCUGAGAAUAAUUUUUAUGAUUUUCGGUAUGUAAUUAAUCCACAAAGGUGAAUCCCAACUUUCAGGUACCUUGUCUUUUAAGUUUGAAAUCCACAAGUUCAUGCCCUCCCUCCAUGUGAAAUAGCUGUUGCAGCCAAACCAGGAAAUUUCAGCCCAGAUAUUAAAGUUUUCUUUGCUUUUAAAAUUAUUUUAAAUGAGUAGACAUGAAAUACUACUGUUAGUUUUCCUUAAAAAAGUAUUUGUACAUGUACUGGUACUGAUGAUAAACCCGGACAGAUGAUAAAGUUGACCACCUUGGAAAUAUUUGACUGCAAGCGGUCAUUUAUAAAAUUGAACACACCAUCUAAUAGUUUCCACUUACCACACCAACUGGUGUAAACAAAAACAAAUUUGGUAAAUAUUCUGUAUAAAUAAAUGACUUACAUUUAUUUGUAUACAAAAUAUUUAUCCAAAAUUACUGGGGAAGAGGGUGUUUUUUGCGCAUGCUCACUGCCGAAACAUGAAGGCCUGACAUUGGGUCACUUUUCAUUACAGUGUAACUUCUGAAAACCGGACCUUCUAAAACCCGGAAACCUUUGAAAACCGCACGAAACUCAAAGUCCCGUUUUUUUCCUUCUUAUUUCUAUAUAUUUUUAACUUCCGAAAACCGGAACUUCCGAAUUCUGAAAACCGGACGAUUUUUGAAGGACCGUUUAUAUUAUAACACUAAAAUUGACUUCCGAAAACCGAACAGCAAAAUAUUUGCCGGUCUGUCUUUAACAUGUUUUAACCCCAAAACGCCCGUUGCAAGUUGUCAACAUGUUCUUUUGUUUAUCUAUUAGCGGCACGCGUUUGUUUUGAUACACAUUAUAAUCACAAUGAUCAUUUGAUGCAAAAGUAAAGAAUUAAUCAGAGAUUACUUUAAUUUGUUUUCAAUAUAUGAAAAAAUGAUUUAUUAAAUGUCUUCCGUGUGGAAUACUUUUGUAAUGUUUGAAUGAAAGAAAGAUAGAUGUUUUAAUGAUUAGUUACAUCGAUUAAACUACGCUUUAUCAACAUCCAUUACAUAUUGAUGAACACGGGACUUCAAAGAUGGUAAAAUAUAAGGGGAAAAUGUUUGAGUAAAUGCUAUUAUUGUUUUAUAUACAUAUACAAAAAAGGAAAUUCAUUAUACGUAAUUGAUUAUCCUUACUGUUUGUAACAUAUUAAUUCAAUAAUUAUUAAAUCAAUAAAUCACUUUAUACAAAUUUGUACAGUUAAAAAGGCUAAUAAUCUUCUUCAUCCAACGUGUAAGAAAACAACUCUAGUGCAGAAUGUCCACUUUGCCUGCAAACUUCCGAACUUCUGAAUUCCGGAAAUUUCUAAAUACCGAACUUUUAGAUUGGUCCGGAUGUCGUUCGGUUUUCGGAAGUUACACUGUACUUGAUCAGGAAUGACUGUUGCAGCUUUUUGGGGAAAGUUUCAAUGUAAUAAUACGAAGAAAGUUUUGUAAAUGACAAAGUGGUCGAAUUUAUCAUCAGUCAAUGUUCAUAAAGUCCCCAUUUUACAAACCCCUUUCAGGGCCUCACUUCGUGUGAGUUUGCUUACUAAAUAUAAAAUUUGAAUUAUGUAAAGUUUCCAGCAAAUGUUAAGCUUUAUUUUGAUACCAACCGUUGAUUUCAGUUUGCAAAAAUAAAAAAGUUACAGGUAAAAAACCUCAUUUUCUGUUCGGGUUUAUCAUCAGUACCAGUACUUAUUUUUUUUCAAAAUGCUUAAAAAUGUUUUGUUUUUUUAAGACUUGUUUUGGAAGAAAAUUGAUCAUUAAUUAAACAAGACAAAGAGAUUAAAUAUAAUUUUAAAAGGGCAUAGCCAGAGUGAACAAUUUUAUGUGGCUUAUAUGCAAAAUAGGUCAGAUAUCUUGGUCCCUAUAAAUAGGUUAACUUGAGAUCACCAUUAGCAUGUAUCAUUUACAAUAAACAUGAUUUGUUAUCAUAAAAUAUGUCUUAUUGCACUGUUGCAAUUUGAUAUACAGUUUAGUUCACGAUUAUACUGCAUAUUUUCGGGCACGAGUCGAUUUCAUCAAUAAGUUUACAGUUUUUACAAACAGCAUUUUACGCAUCUGAAUAUACCUCCAAUAAAAAAUGACGUACUUGCGAUGAAGUGGUUAGGAUGAUGAAGAAGCAAGAAAAACAGCUCUAUCUUUGUGAUAUCUUGAAAUGUGAUUAUCUAACUAUAGAAACUGUUCUUGUGAUUUUGAUGUUGUAUUGUUUAAAUCUAUGGCAGAAGUAUUUGCAUUGCUGAUUUGUUUUACUGCGGAAAAAAAUGGUACAAUGUUUGUUUUUUUUUAAACCUAUUUAUGUCGAAACUUUGUAGCAAGUUGAAUAUUUUAAAUUCUAUGUGGUAGGAUGGAAGCUUUACAGAUGCCAAAACGUGAAAGGGAGUAAUGAUCGAUGAAUAAAAUGAAAAGAAAAACCUUCAAAACAAUGGCAUUUCUGUUUUCUGUUUCAAAUUAUUUUCUUCCUUUUCCCACACCACUGCUUUAUAGAUGUAUAGUUAUUUGAAAUGCUGUUUUUUGUAUGCUUGUAUUAUGUAUCUAAAUUCACUUAUUUUAUUAUCAAUUUUAAAGCCAUGUUGAAAUGCAUGAAAGAUAUAUCUCAUAAUGGGUUUAAAGCUACAUGUUCACAGAUUAAGCGAAAAAUUUGAAUAUCUUGGCUUGCGGUUUACAGAAAGGCAUUUGCAUUUAGAGAUUACAAAGGAAGUGAGAACCAGUCUCCAGGUUAUAGAAUUGAGUUUGGAGACCAGUCUGAGUAUGCUAGUUUGCCUUUGGUCAAUUUCAAAAAUGUUUUCAGAAACAGCCAAUCAAGUAUUUGGCAUCAUUUCAAAAGCUCCUCACGUUUUAAUCAUUUUAAAUUAUUGUUAUAUUCUAACACGAUAUGCAGCAAUUGCUAUAGAAACAUACAGCGAAAUCGCCUAUAUAUGAAUCUACGAUAAAAUAUGGUUGGCUGUUACAUUUCACCCCCUACGAUUGUGACAUAAGAAAUUAUACUUCCAUUCCAUUACAUACAAAUUAUUUCAGGGCCAAAUGGUUGAAAACAACAUUUCAAAAACAUAAUUAUGAUAAAAAGUCAUACUGACUUAUGUGUAGGACCGUAAAAGACGUUUUGAUCCCUAGGAGCGAAUCCAAUUAGCUCAAUUAUGAUUCAGCGGUGACGUCAUAAAUGUAUGACAUACAGUAUGACGUCAUAAUGAUGUGACGUCAUAUAAAAGUUAUGCUUGCAACUCGUAACACAAUGUCAACUUACCUAAUUUGUUUAUUCUGUUGAUAAAUAAUUUGCGAGCUGUUAGAUGACUAGUUUAUGAAUACUUCUCAAAAUUCUAAUCAAAAAGGAACAAGUUUCUAUACGUUCUAUUGGCUAUGCAACACUUUUUAACCAUGGGAGUAAAUUGUAACUGCAUAUGAUCCGAAUGACAUAUUACGCUGAAAAUGUAGUACUGUAAAAUACGAAUUAUUUGCGUUGUUAGAAUCAAAAUAAUAAAUCUGUUCCAAUAAUUUUAUCAGUUAAUAAAAUAUGAGCAGUCCUUCGGAUGCAAAUAAUUAAACCACUCGUGCUAUGCACUGGUGAUUUAAUUAUUACGCAUUCAAACUUCUGCCCAUAUUUUAUUAACUGAUAAAAUAUAGGAACAGAUUUUUUAUUUCUUAAAUAAUCUGCUGGAAUACAGAGCAAAAAUUGAUUUAUCAUUUCAUUGAAGUCUGUUCCAAAGGCAGCAGCAUUUACAAAAACAAAUAUGGUACUAACUCAUUUCAAAAGGUCUUCAAAUUAACCCCCUAAAUGUGAACAUAUUGUUUUAAUUUCAUCACAUUCACUCACUUGUCAGUUAGUCAGUCAGUCAUUCACUCAGUCUCACUGAUGAUAUCUUAAUUCUCUUUACUGAUACACUGAUGUAGAACCUUGGGAAUGAAUAACCAUUUUCUGCAGUAUGACCAAUGUUAUAAUAGGUCCUUUCGGACAUUCAUUAAAACAUUGUUUGCUUGAAGUGUCAAAACAGGUGAACUAGAUGCUAGAAUAUUCUUCAUUUCAAGAGAUCUAAACAAAUAAUAUGCAAGAAAAACUGUUUGAGACCACAUGAAUUGUUCGACUCAGUUCAGCAUUUUUAGGGUGUAGCUACAGAAUUUUAUCUUAGCACAAUUGCUUACCGAUUCUGACAGAUUUUCUAUGUUCGUGUUCUUUAAGGACAUUGAAAUUAGAAAGAAAGAAAUAUAAAGGGUGUGUAGUAAAUUCGUUCCUAUUCGUUUUGUUACCCUAAUAAACUGAAACAUGUGUAAAUGGAUUUUGUUGCACGUCCUGUAUUGUUACUGUAAAACCUGUUUAGUAUACAAGAAUGUCAUCAAAUGCAAUUUGGCAUAUAGACCGUAAGCUAGAUUUCACAUUUAAAAAGUGUGCCAAGUUUGGAUAAUGCCAUUUCGGAUAAAAUCAAGCUGUUGAAUAUUUUACAGGCUAACUUUUCCAUUUUGCAACUAAUAUUGAUUGAACGUUUUCAUUUUCUGAUGAACAUAUCUAUAAGCUACUUUAGCCAGAACCAUGAAUUUAUUUAAGUGACCACCAGUACAUGUAAACUGUAUAAUUAAGUGGAUGGGGGCAGUAAAAAUAUUUGCCUUUUAGAAAUUGAGUGAUACAAAGAAUCCAGUUUGUCCUGAAAUUAUAAUAUUUUUAUUCAGUUUUCUAAAACUGAUAUGCGUUCUUGUUUGAAUGUUUAAAUUACAGCGGCACUUGAAAACUCAUUUGAAAAUGAAGCCUAUGGUGAAAAUAGGAACGAACUUUUAACACACCCUUAAGCUUAAUACCAAGUUUGAAAGAUUUGUAAAACUAAAUGGCAGUCAUAUAUACAUAAAUAAAUGAACUUCAUUUACUUUGUUUCAUUGUAUCAUCACCAAAAUAUACAUAUAGUAUUUAUAUAAUAAAUUUGCAUGCUUUAUAACUAAAAUAUAUUCUGUUAGACAGUGGAAGAGCAUUACCGUAAAAUCCUGCAAAUAAACAAAUACAUGAAAAUAUGCAGAGCGCAUGGAAGAUCAGUUGAUACAUUCAUUCUUUCAGUUGUAUAAUUUAUUAUACCACUUGAAGCACACAAUUUCUGCAGUAUGUAUAGCUGUCGAGCAUUUACCCGUGUAAAUAUGAAGUGAUUUUACGGUAAUGUUCAAAAAGCUUCAGUAUUUGAAUGUACAUGUAUCGUUCUAAUUGUGUAAUUAAAGUCAGACUGCAUUCAGUUAUACGUGUACAUUUUAUUCUCAGUCAUUUUGCAUUAGUAAUUUAUUGUUAGCAGGGUUUAAUAUACUAGCGUACAAAUCUUGUUCUUUUAUUAUUUCAAUUUGCAAAAAUAAAUCAGUACUUAGAUAAAAUUA